AUGUUUCGCUGCCUCGCUUUGGUCGCCACCUGCAUCGGCCUGCACUUCCUUAGUCCUGCCUCAUCGGUAUCUCCACACGGCUCGUCUCUGGGUAUCCAGCAAGCGACACUCCUCCAGCUCCUCAAGUGGGGCUUAGGCGCUUGGGCAGCUGUCGAAUUUAACGCGGCGUUGAACAGCUGGGCUGAGAACAGAUGGAAAUGGAGCGUUGACAAAAGCGAUUGGAACUGGCCAAGUGAGCUGGCAGUCGUCACCGGCGGUUCGGCCGGCAUUGGAGCCUGCGUUGUGAAGAAGCUUGUUUCUCACGGCAUCAAGGUCGCCGUCUUGGACAUUGGGCCAUUGUCGAGCCAGUUUACUGAUGCUGAGCGAGAGCUCAUUCGAUAUUAUCGGUGCGAUGUCACUUCUCGAGAUUCAAUUCAGAGCGCAGCGCAAGGUAUCCGCUCUGACUUAGGCUCACCCUCAAUUCUGAUCAAUAAUGCCGGCAUCGGCAAUGCAUACACAAUCCUCGACAUCCCUACAGAAGCCUUGAGGAACAUGUUCGACAUCAACCUGAUAAGUCAAUGGAGCACUAUACAAGAGUUCCUACCGGAUAUGAUUGCCAAAAAGAAAGGCCACAUCAUGAGUGUCGCGAGCUUAGCCUCUUUCGUGGCUCUUGCAGGAGCGGUCGACUACAGCGCUACGAAGGCAGCCCUCCUCGCUCUCCACGAAGGCCUGACACAGGAACUGAAGCAUCGAUACAAGUGCCCACAGAUCAGGACAACUAUCGUACAUCCAGGCUGGACAAAGUCGGCAAUAACUUCACACGAGGCGAUAAAAGCUGGCUUGAAGCGGGUUGGCGCCAGUUUACUGGAGCCCGAGGAUGUCGCUGAUGCCAUGGUCAAACAGAUCAUCGCUGCGAAGAGCGGACAGAUUGUCUUGGGUCCCCGAAUCUCACCCAAGAUACGCGCUUUUCCCAUAUGGCUGCAGGAGAUUGUCAGAGAUAGCCAAGCCAACGUGGUUUCUGGGAGCGGAUCAACUGCAACGGAGUAA
Molecule: messenger RNA, 1026 nt
Organism: Ascochyta rabiei
Lineage: Eukaryota; Fungi; Ascomycota; Dothideomycetes; Pleosporales; Didymellaceae
Exons: 2
Coding region: 1-1026 (341 amino acids)
Molecular function (GO): oxidoreductase activity, acting on the CH-OH group of donors, NAD or NADP as acceptor
Source: RefSeq, a predicted model, not a curated record